AUGAUAGUUGAUAACGCUACUUGUCCAACCUGCAGCAGAGGAGAGGAAACAGCAUUACACGUGCUAUGGGACUGUCCUGCUUCAGUAGAUGUGUGGGGAGAGGGUUGCAGUCCAGUCAAAAAAUGGAGAAGGAACUAUGCUGACUUCAGGACACUAUGGUUUGAUUUUCAAUCCAAGCUUGAAGAAGGAAAGCUUCACAUAGUAACUGAGGUGCUCUAUGGUCUAUGGAAAAGGAGAAAUGAAGCUGUAUUCGAAGGAAAGUUCAAAGGCCCUUCUGUCAUCUUUCAGUUGGCAUUGCAGGAAGUAGAAGCAACCAAGCUGGCUCAAGAAAAGCUGAGAGAGAGUCAAGCAAGCCUAACAGCAGUGACGAGAACUUUGUGGAGACCCCCUAGAAUGGAUUAUAUGAAAGUGAAUGUUGAUGCAACCAUGGAUAAAAAUAUGGGAAGGAUGGGGAUUGACAUUGUAGUGAGGGAUUGUAGUGGUGAGUUGUGCAGAGAACUAGGCCUCAGACAGGUGCAACUGGAAGGAGAUGCGAAGAUGGUAGUGGAUGCAGUCACUUCAAAUACACAAGACUCUUCAUGGGAUGGACAAGUUAUAGAGGACAUAAAAUCUGUCUUGAAAGCCCAGCCAGGGUGGUCAGUAUCGUUCUCGGGUAGAAGUAGCAACAAAGCAGCGCAUGAAACUGCAAAACUAGCUUUAACUUUAGGCUCUGAAUGUAUUUGGGUGGAGGAGGUACCACCUGAGGUCCUGCUUGCUGUUAUUUCAGACAAGAUUGUUAUUGUUGAGUCAUAUUAA
Carya illinoinensis is the source of this 795-nucleotide messenger RNA. RefSeq lists its product as uncharacterized. The coding region runs from base 1 to 795 and encodes 264 amino acids. The record is from RefSeq and is a predicted model, not a curated record. Gene Ontology annotation, molecular function: nucleic acid binding; RNA-DNA hybrid ribonuclease activity. The transcript is spliced from 2 exons. Lineage: Eukaryota; Viridiplantae; Streptophyta; Magnoliopsida; Fagales; Juglandaceae.